Onychostoma macrolepis is the source of this 2033-nucleotide messenger RNA. RefSeq lists its product as uncharacterized. The record is from RefSeq and is a predicted model, not a curated record. The coding region runs from base 827 to 1732 and encodes 301 amino acids. Lineage: Eukaryota; Metazoa; Chordata; Actinopteri; Cypriniformes; Cyprinidae. The transcript is spliced from 2 exons.
UGUACACUUUAAGUACUAAUAUGUACCUUUAAGGUACCAAAAUGGACCCUUUAUUUUUGCUGAAUCGAAGAGUAGAAAGACUUCCUACAACCUAUAUUACUUGAAAGAAGACUGUAAAUUAACCAAUAAAAACAGGAAGAGGACAGCUAGCUGAGAGUGGCCCAAAAGGUCAUACAACUGCCUCAAAAGAAAAGAAAGAGAAGAAAGAAAACUCUGAGUACAGUGAGUACAGAUAUACCGAGGUCUGCAGUCAACUACCUUUAUGUUUUUUGGACAAAUUAAACUACAUUAUAAAGGCUAACUAUAGUGGAUAUCUGCAUAUUCAAAAGGACGACAACAACAACAACAAACUGCCAGCAACUGUCAGAAUAUUUUAACAAUGACAGAAUCAAUCCCCAUAACUUACCCAUACAAAGCUACAAAUGAGAUUUUAAAGAAAAAAACAUAGAAAAGCUCCUCAAGGACAGACCAGAAACACUGUACUCGGAUUUAUAGAAGAACGGAGAGGUCAGCAACAUCAUAUUUUAUACAGAAGACCCAGAAUCCUGGCACUCAGCGAUUAGACCCACAGUAAUCAGAAAGGGUGUCAGUAAUGGAUGGAAACUGCAGGUCAAAGAAGAGGACGAUUCAGAAUCAGAUGUCAUGAUAACAGCAAACCUAUACAAAAAUGGGACUGUUAUAAUUCAGGGCUAUCUGAAAAAAAUUGAAAAGGACUUCCUCCAAAUUAAAGGAAAAGCUCAGCUGAACAAGACCGGCCCUAAUACACUAAAACAGGCAGAAAACACCUCCAUCUCCAUCCAUCAAGCUACAAAUUAGCAAUCCAGGGAUGACAGUGAGGAGAUCUCCCUUACACAGCAUCAUCAGCGACAUGAAAGAGAAGUUCAGAGAGAUGGAGCUGGAACUGGUGCAGCUGAGAGAAGUGCAUGGAGCAGUGCAGAAGACUGAUCCAACACCGGUAGAAGAGGAUUACAGGAAAGAAAUAGCAAUGCUAAAGGAAGAAUUUCAGGAACUGAAAAAUCAGAAAGAGGAGUACAACAAACAACUGUCUGUAAUAAGAGAAGAAUUGAGAGAGCUAAGAGAAGACAGAAGGAAAACAAGUGAAAAUGGAAAACAACUGCCAGCUCUGAAGGAGCAGCUGACACAGACAGGAGAAGAACAGCAAAGUUUAGAGCAGACUCCUCCUCCAACAACCACAGCCAUCAACCCCGGCAGCGCUCCUCCACCUGACUCCAACAGUCAAACACAGCCCCAGAGCGUACUCCUGAUGGACUCGAAUGGCAAAUUUGUUGAUGAAAAGAAACUGUUCCCGAGAAGAAACGUCACAAAAAUAUGGUGCCCAAACACACAGAAGGCCCUGGAGCUCUUGUGUGAAGAGCAGCUGGCUUCCCCCAGCCAUAUUAUCAUCCACACCGGCACCAACGACCUGAGAGCCCAACAAGAGAGAGUAGAUACAGCUCUCGUUAAUGUAGCAGAGAAAGCAUCCUCCAACUUCCCCAACUCCAAAAUCAUCCUCUCCACCCUGCUGUUGUGCUCUGAUUUCCACCCAGACACCAUCAGGCAUAUAAAUGCAAGAGUGGCUAGAGACUGUGCCCUGAAGCCCAAUGUUUACCUGGCUCAACACCCCACCCUGAAUCUCAACAGCCUUUACGACCAUGUCGUUUUUAUUUUUGCCAAGACCCUAAAGGACACCACAGCUCCAGCGCACUGCAGCAACCCCGUGGACACCCCAUAGAGCCACUACAGAGACACCCUUCAAAUCACCUCAGAAACAUCCAGCACAUGCUGACUCUGCUGUGCUCUCACUUAAUGGGUUUUGAAAGCAUGGGUCGACUGCUCCAAAGCAAGUUGGAACAUCUUGUCUGGACCCUACAGAACAUACUGCAGCCCAUGUCUUGCUGUUUUAUUCACCUCUGGUUUUUUUCUGGUUUUAAGUGUGCUAAACACUUAACAUUGUAACAGUAUUCUCCAAUUGUUGAGUUGAGAUGAAAAGAAUUGCUAAAAUAACUUUUAUGUUUUCCUGUUAUAUGAAAUCU